This is a messenger RNA of Macrobrachium nipponense, 4510 nucleotides long. RefSeq names its product chromatin-remodeling ATPase INO80-like. The transcript has 25 exons. Bases 29 to 3667 code for a protein of 1212 amino acids. Gene Ontology annotation, biological process: DNA repair; chromatin remodeling. The record is from RefSeq and is a predicted model, not a curated record. Gene Ontology annotation, cellular component: Ino80 complex. Gene Ontology annotation, molecular function: ATP hydrolysis activity; ATP binding; ATP-dependent chromatin remodeler activity. Lineage: Eukaryota; Metazoa; Arthropoda; Malacostraca; Decapoda; Palaemonidae.
UCUGAAGCAGUUAGAAGAUGAUGGUCCUAUGCCUUCUUCCUCGCUGAAUGAUUAUGAUUGUGAGGCUAUGAAAGCCCAGGCUUUGAAGACAGCUCAAGAAGCAUAUUCCAAUCAGCAGGCAAGGUUAAACCAAUUUUCAGGUGACCAGAAUGAAGGUAUAUGCUUGGGUGGUGGUAGAGAAGCUAAAGAGCAUCCCCAGCCUCGCAUAUUCAAGGGAAUUCUGAAGAGCUACCAAAUGAAGGGAAUGAACUGGCUGGCUAAUCUGUAUUAUUUUGGGAUAAAUGGAAUUCUAGCUGAUGAGAUGGGUCUUGGUAAGACGGUGCAGUCAAUAGCCUUCCUUGCCCAUAUUUGUGAACAAUAUGAUACCUGGGGACCUUUCCUUAUAAUUACUCCAGCUUCAACACUUCACAACUGGACUGGAGAGAUUGCAAGAUUUGUACCUAGUUUCCAGGUUGUGCCUUACUGGGGAAAUCCUGAAGAACGAAAAAAUCUUCGGAAAUUUUUUGAUGGGAAGAAUUUAGGCACUCGUGAAGCUUCAUUCCAUGUAGUGGUUACAAGUUACCAGAUUGUCAUUCAAGAUUUCAAGUUUCUUAAUCGGUUGAAGUGGAAUUAUAUGGUUCUGGAUGAAGCUCAAGCCAUCAAAAGCAUAAACAGCCAGAGAUGGAAGCUGUUACUGGGCUUCAGUUGCCGGAAUCGACUCCUCCUAUCGGGUACUCCAAUUCAGAACAGCAUGGCAGAGUUAUGGGCCCUCCUCCAUUUCAUCAUGCCCUCACUAUUUGACUCCCACUUGUGGUUUAAUGAGUGGUUCAGCAAAGACAUAGAAGGGCACGUAGAAAACAAAACUCAUGUGGAUGAAAAACAUUUAAAUCGACUUCAUAUGAUUUUGAAGCCUUUCAUGUUGCGGAGAGUGAAGACAGAAGUAGAAAAUGAACUAACAGAUAAAAUUGAGAUCAUGAUGUACUGCCCUUUGACACUACGGCAAAAGUUUUUGUACAAUGGCCUGAAAAACAAGAUUAGUAUUGAUGAAUUGUUAAGGUCUUCAAUGGGCCCAUCUUCACAGCAAUCAUCUGUUACUUCAUCUUUGAUGAACCUAGUCAUGCAGUUUAGGAAGGUUUGCAAUCACCCAGAACUUUUGGAGCGCAGGGAGGUGCGUUCUCCAUUUACAAUGCACCCUAAUCCUUAUGUCAUUCCCAAGCUAGUUUUCCGAGAAUCAUUAAAUGAUAUGAAUUCAAGCAAACACCAUCUUUUGUACAAUAAGCUGUCCAUCUUUAACCCAGAGUAUAUACAUUCAACUUUAACCAGAGAAGAAGAUAACCAGAGAACGUGCUUUUCGUUUCUACGCUUCAUUGAUGUUAGUCCUCAUGAAAUGUCUGAGGUCUUCAUAAAUGGCCUCGAAGCUAGAUGUUUGUUGCUAGUUGCUGCAGUGCAGUAUGCCCACAUUAGAUAUCUUCGAAAGAGGUGGUCGGAAAAGGACAGAAAUAAUGGGUCACCAACAUCGAAACUCACAUCUUUGAGUAAAGACUUCUUAAUUGUGGACCCCAAUCUCUGCUCUCCCAAUGUCCAAUCAAGUUCCAUAUUGUCUGAUCUAGUUUUCACAUCCUUCUGUUCAUCUGUAUAUACAUUCACAAAUCAUGUGAUUCAUUACAUUCCAGAGACUAUGAAUCACAGGAUAAUGAGAUCCAAAAAGGAAAGAGCUCCUCUUAUUGAGGAGUUACCAGAAAAUCUAAGAUCAAAUAGUGAUAAUGAGGAUCACCAGAUUAACCAAGUAAAAAUAGAACCAAAAGAGGAAAUUUCCUUCCCAGAGGAGAAAAUGUCCCCUAGUAAGAAUACUUCACCUCAGAGAUAUCAGUUGAAAAUAGGAAGUCCUAGCAAGAGUGGGAGUUCUCACAAGUCUUCCCAUAAGAGACCCUCUUCAGGAUCAAAACAUUCUUCUAGAAGGCACAAUAUAAAAUCAAGAGAUGAAAAUUUCUUGCAGAAAGAACCAAUUAUAGGCAUAGAUGAUGAAACACCCAGUGGAAACGAUACUGUAAAUCUCCUGCCAGAGUUUCCACAUAUAGAAAGGCCUCCCGAAACUAGAACUUGUCUUCCCACUCAACUUCCUACAUUCCUUAUGCAUACUUGUCCUAAGGCACAGUGUUUAGAAAAGGAACUCUUCUGCCAUGACCGAAGUGCUGCAUGGUGGCAGGUUAGAUGUCACCAUUCUGACACUGCUGAAGGUUUGACUCCAAUUCUUUAUGGGUCAGGAGAGCUUGAAAGAGACUGGAUGGAGAGAAGACAGAAAUUCACUGGAGUUGAAGUUGGUGGCCUUAGAGCAGCCUAUCCUAAAUUAGGAUGGAGUAGAAUCCUAAUACCUGAUAAGCAUUCCCUCAUUAUGGAUGCUGGAAAGCUGUAUGUCCUUGACAGCCUCUUAAAGAAGCUUAAAGCUGGAGGUCACAGAGUGUUGAUUUACUCCCAGAUGACAAAAAUGAUUGAUUUACUUGAGGAGUACAUGUGGCAUCGAAAGCACAAAUACAUGAGGCUUGAUGGAUCAUCGAAGAUAUCAGACCGAAGAGAUAUGGUGGCUGAUUUCCAGACUAAAGCAGAUAUAUUUGUGUUCUUGUUAUCCACCCGAGCUGGAGGGGUUGGUAUCAACCUCACUGCUGCUGAUACUGUUAUUUUCUAUGACUCUGAUUGGAACCCCACUGUUGACCAGCAGGCCAUGGACCGAGCUCAUCGAUUAGGCCAAACAAAACAGGUUACAGUGUAUCGUUUGGUCUGUAAAGCCACUAUUGAAGAAAGGAUCCUACAGAGAGCCAGGGAAAAGAGUGAGAUUCAGCGAAUGGUUAUAAGUGGUGGUAAUUUCAAGCCUGACACAUUGAAGCCAAAGGAAGUUGUCUCGCUCCUGUUGGAUGAUGACAUUGAGAAGCAAUAUCGAGCUAGACAGCAAGAAAGGCGAAUUUUAGAAGAACACAAGAUUGAAGUUAAUCGAGAAAAGAUGAGAGAGAGAAUGAGAAAAAGAUAUGCUGAGAAGAAAUGGGAGAGAGAACAAGAGGAAAAGCGUCGUCGGAUUGAAGAAGGUAUUGUGGAUAUUGGUGGUGGUGGGGAUACCACUCCACUCAACUCGACACCAGCAUCUCCGACGCACAGUGAGGUAUCUGUCACAACUAGUCUUCAUUUAGAUGAUGGAAGUAAUGAUGGUUCUCUUAUUGUUGAUGUAGAGUCACCAGCACCAUCUACACCUGUGUCAUUAUCAGGGAGUGGUAUUAUUGGAGGUAGUAAUCUCCCACCUUCAUCAUCUGGGGGUACUCCUAUUCGGGGUCAGAGAAAGAGAGGACGGCCCAAAGGUUCCACUCUUCGGGGACGGUUAUCUAGAUCUGCUGAUGGGGUUUCUUCAUCUCCAGCAACAUCAGCAGUUUCUUCAUCUGUUGGUGUUGGUGGUGGGUCAUCUUCACUUCCUGGUAGCGGCUCCCCAGGUAGUGGAAACAGUGGUAGUCCAGUAGGUUCUAAUGGAGCAGGGGGAAGUGGUCUUCCAAUGAAAAGAGGUCGAGGACGACCUCGUCUACUGCCACUGGGUCCUGGCCAUCAGGGAACGAGGACUCCACCAGCUUUACCGUUGGCUUUAGGCACAACUCUAAAUACCCCAAAACCAGAUGAUAAUUCUCAGAAACCUUUUGGUUUUUAUACGUGAAUGCAAUUUUUAUAAAAAAACAAUUGACAUAUCAUGGAACGUUUAAUGUGGGAAUGGUAACUGAUACUCAUUGUAAAGUUAUUUAUUCUAUUUAUUCAAGUUUUGAUUGCUGAUAAUCAAAACAAAAAGUCAACUGUUGUUUAUGCAUUCUUCAUGCUUGGAGGAAUUAGGCCUAAUUUAUAUAGUAGGCUUGAUGAGCAUUUUUAAUAUUUGGAAUUUGGUGAUUUUAGGAAUGUAAUUUUCUCAGGUUUAAAAGAUUUUAACAGUUGAAAAUAUUUGAAAUGUGAAAGACCUAAGUGAUGAAAUUUUGGAAAGCAAGUGAAAAUUUGAAUUGAAGUUAAAUUACAGUGAUUUGUUAGAGUUUGUGCAAUAAUUGGGAGUGAUGAAUAUUUUAGAUUUACUGAAAAACAUUAUUGUAUGUUUUGAAAUCUUCUUAAAAAUGUUAAAAAGUCUUCCUUAGUUAUAUUGUCAAGGUAAUUGAAAGUCAACAAACUGGUUUAUUUAUGACCAUAGUCCAAAGUAUUGUACAUAUUCUGUAACAAUGGCAUUUUGAGUUGGUUUUGGAAACUAUAUGGAAUCAUUUCCACAUCUAUGUUAUGUAAGAGUCUUGGAUUUUUUCUGGGAAUGUAAAAAUUAGAAUUUUAUUACUAUAAUAUAUUGUUUAAAAACAAUGUGCUAGUUGAAUAUUUUAGAUUUAUAUCUAUUUCCUCUGAACAAUGAAAAGUACAGAAUUAAUAAAAUACAGUAUAUUGGCUAUAUUAUUUCAGUUUGAUCUUAUAUUUUAAUAAGUCCAUUGUACUGAAACAUGUCAGCACUCAGACUUAAACAUAGUAGUCUCUCAAA